This is a messenger RNA of Saprolegnia parasitica CBS 223.65, 1702 nucleotides long. RefSeq lists its product as hypothetical. Lineage: Eukaryota; Oomycota; Saprolegniomycetes; Saprolegniales; Saprolegniaceae. Gene Ontology annotation, biological process: endocytosis; endosomal transport. Gene Ontology annotation, molecular function: protein binding; calcium ion binding; GTP binding. The coding region runs from base 104 to 1657 and encodes 517 amino acids. Gene Ontology annotation, cellular component: plasma membrane; cytoplasm. The transcript is spliced from 3 exons. The record is from RefSeq and is a predicted model, not a curated record.
AAGAUAGACGGCGCUAGGGUAUGGUAUACAAAACAAAGAUUCGAUGGGUCGAGUGACUAGAUAAGGCCACACACAGUUUCGAUAUCCAAGGCAAAGGAGAACGAUGGCCGCUUCGCUCGACGAGAUCGUGCACAACAGCCGCGCCGUGACGGACGGCCUCAAGAAGAUGUACAUCUCCAAGAUCAAGCCGCUCGAGAAGAAGUACCUCUUCGACGAGUUCCACUCGCCGCUGCUCAGCGAAGCCGACUUUGACGCCAAGCCCACGGUGCUCAUGAUCGGCCAGUACUCGGUCGGCAAGACGUCCUUCAUCGAGUACCUUCUCGGGCAAAAGUUCCCUGGUGCACGCGUCGGCCCCGAGCCCACGACCGACCGCUUCAUGGCCGUCAUGUACGGCGACGAGGAGCGCAUCGUGCCAGGCAAUGCGCUCGCCGUCUCCCCGGAUCUCCCGUAUGGCGGCCUGAGCAUGUUUGGUACGUCGUUCCUCAACAAGUUUGAAGCGUCGCAAGUGCCGUGCAAGCAGCUCGAGCACAUGACCGUCAUCGACACACCGGGUAUUCUGUCGGGCGAGAAGCAGCGCAUUUCGCGCGGCUACGACUUCGUGCAGGUCGCCAAGUGGUUCGCCGAGCGUGCCGACAUGAUCCUCCUCCUCUUCGACGCGCACAAGCUCGACAUUUCGGACGAAUUCCAGCGCGUCAUUGAAGUCCUCAAGGGUCAUGACGACAAGAUCCGCUGCGUUCUCAACAAGUCGGACCAGAUCGACCAGCAGAAGCUCAUGCGGGUGUACGGUGCACUCAUGUGGUCCAUGGGCAAGGUCAUGAAGACACCGGAAGUCAUGCGUGUAUUUAUCGGGUCCUUCUGGGACCAGCCACUGCUCUUCAACGACAACGCCGCGCUUUUUGAGAAGGAGCGCAGCGACCUUAUGAGCGAGCUCCGGAAGCUGCCGCACAACGCUGCGAUCCGCAAGGUGAACGAGCUCGUGAAGCGAGUUCGUCUUGCCAAGGUCCACGCGUACCUCAUUGGGCACCUCCGCGACCAAAUGCCCAUGAUGAUCGGAAAGGACCGCAAGCAACAAGAGCUCAUUGCGACCUUGCCGCAGGUCUUCCGUGAGGUCCAGAAGAAGUACAACCUCCCGCCUGGUGAUUUCCCCAGCCUCGAGGACUUUCAGAAGAAGCUCGAGGAGCGGAAGUUUGACAGCUUCAGCAAGCUGCAGAUCAAGAUGAUCCAGGACGUCGAAGAGCUCAUGUCGCGCGACAUUCCCAAGCUCAUGAUGGCGCUGCCCAAAAAGGACGGCACGAACGUUCGUACCGACUCGAGCGACUCGAUUAACCCGUUCUUGUCCAAGACACUCGACUGGGUCGUCACGCCUUUCAAGGAAGAAUAUGACGCCAUCUUCCGCACGCUGAGCGUCAACUCGAUGGGCGAGGCCAGUGGUAUGGCGUGUAUGACGCCUCUGCUUGCCACGGGCUGCUCCCAGGAACUGCUCAAGGUCAUUUGGGAUCUCGCCGAUGUUGACAAGGACGGGUUCCUCGACAACGAGGAGUUCGCUCUUGCCAUGUUCCUCUGCCACCAAGUGAAGGACGCCAAGGACACGGGCUUUGAGCUCCCAAAGGAACUUUCGGAGAACAUGUACCCACCGAGCCACCUCGGCCGCAAGUAGUUAGCGUAGCAACCCGCUUCUCAUUCAUAUAUAUCUUGUCGCCAA